Messenger RNA from Acyrthosiphon pisum (pea aphid), 762 nucleotides. RefSeq names its product steroid dehydrogenase-like. NCBI's taxonomy places the organism in Eukaryota, Metazoa, Arthropoda, Insecta, Hemiptera, Aphididae. The record is from RefSeq and is marked provisional.
UCAUUGCGAACCGGACGAGCGCCCGCAACCGGUCGUCUUUUGCCGCCGCGUUUUUUAUAUUUAACGUGAUAUUCGCCGCGUGUGUACCAACAACAACUUUGGCCAUGGCGUCGCGGAUACAACCCAAACAGGCGAGCGUGGCCACCACGGGCGUCUCCUGCCUGGUCGGCGCCGUUGCCUGGAUCCUGAUCAGCUCCAUUUACAUAGGCAACACCGAGGGCUGGCCGCAAUUCGUUCUCAGCGCAUUUGCAGCAGCCACUGUGUGCGCGGUGGCCGCCUCGGCACUGGUGUACGCGGCCUACCAGCAGUACGUGGUCAAGAAGAAUCUGUUUGAUGACCACUGCAAUACCGACGAAUUCGAUUACCGGUCGACAGGCCAAUGGGCUGUGGUGACUGGCGCCACUGACGGCAUCGGCAAGGAGUACGCGCGUCAGGUGAGUGAUAGUAGUAACACCAUCAGCAAAAGCAGCAACGCCGAACAGGUCGGCCGCGUACUCGAUGAUACAGCUGGCGAUGAUGUGGCGGUGGCUUCGGCGCGAAACUCACUCGUAGACUAACCAACGCGUCACAAUCUCGCUAAAAAGACAUUUUCAAUAGUUUAGUUACAGUAGUUACAGUAGUUAUUAAAUCAAAAAACAAGUAUGUCAUGUCGUAUAACUACGACAUGACACACUUAUUAUGUGUGCAUUAUUGUAGUGGCGUGUUCAAUUCAGCAAGUGCCUGAUGUUAUAUUUUACAUUAUAUUUUAUAAUAUUAAGGAAA